Messenger RNA from Aspergillus lentulus, 1086 nucleotides. The record is from RefSeq and is a predicted model, not a curated record. NCBI's taxonomy places the organism in Eukaryota, Fungi, Ascomycota, Eurotiomycetes, Eurotiales, Aspergillaceae.
AUGGCUGGUCAUGGAAUUCCCCGCUACAGUUCGUUGGGAGAGCGAUCCGAAGAGGCCCUCCAACAGGAACUACGCAAAAUUCAAAACUAUCAAGCGCUUGACCGGCUUGUUCGUGACAAGAUCGCUGGACAUGAUUAUACACCUGAAACUCUUCAAAAGAUCUCUGAAUUACUGAGCAGCAACCCAGAAUACUAUACAGUAUGGAACUACCGACGGAGGAUUCUGCAACAUGAGUUCAAUUUGGCAUCAUCAAAUGACUCAGAGGAGGCUGUAACAAGUCAGAUAGCAGCGCUGAUCAAAAAUGAUCUGCAAUUCCUAAUACCCCUCCUCCGGAAAUUUCCCAAGUGCUACUGGAUAUGGAAUUAUCGCAUGUGGGUUCUUGAUGAAGCCAAGCGUCUUCUCCCUCGAGCUGUUGCUCGGAAAUUCUGGCAAGAAGAGCUUGCCCUUGUGGGUAAGAUGCUUAGCUUGGAUAGCAGAAACUUCCAUGGCUGGGGUUAUAGACGAUUUGUCGUAGAGUCACUGGAAAACCUUGCACCGGAAGACCAGGAAGUGCGAAGCAUGGCACAGGGUGAAUUUGAGUACGCAAAGAAGAUGAUAGGCACGAAUUUGUCCAAUUUCUCUGCCUGGCACUAUCGCACGAAGCUCAUCCAGCGACUGCUGAGCGAGCGGUCCGCCAGUGACGAGACACGCAAGAAGAUGCUCGACGAUGAACUGGAGCUCAUCCACCGUGCUCUGUGUGACCCUUACGACCAGUCACUGUGGUUCUAUCACCAGAACCUGAUGUGUACUUUUGAUCCUUCACUAUCAGAUCAGACGAUGGCGCCAAAUCUGAGUAAUGAUGAACGGUUAGAAUAUCUGCGCAAGGAAAUCGACGAGAUUCAAGACAUGCUUGAUGGGGCAGAGGAUUGCAAAUACAUAUACCAGGCGCUGAUUGACUGUACUCUUUUGGCAACGAAAGUGAAAGGGACUAUGCCCAGUACCGACAAGGAGAACAUUUUAAGCUGGCUUUCUGAACUUAAGAAGUUGGAUCCGCUACGAUGUGGACGAUGGCUAGAUUUCGAGAAGUCGCUCUGCGCCGAUGUAUGA